AUGCUAGAGCUCCCUGAGUUCACUGUAGCUGGAGACUUUGCAGCAAUCAUGCAUGCUAACAAUUCAACAUUGGUCAAUCCACAUAGUAUCCUGAUAUGGCGUCUGGGGGAUGAUCAGCCAUCAUAUAUCAGCAUCCUGAGCCAGCAUUAUGAGCUGCUGCAGUAUCCCUUGCUGUUUCCUCAUGGGACACUGGGAUGGGGCAUCAUAGAGAACAAUGGCCAACAGGCCAGAAUACAACAAUGCUAUGUAAAUGCAUAUGGUGUUACCCAGUGUCAGUGGUACUUCUCCUGCCUAAUAACAGAGGACCAAUUCCUAAACUUUGGUUGA
Dacryopinax primogenitus is the source of this 327-nucleotide messenger RNA. RefSeq lists its product as uncharacterized. The coding region runs from base 1 to 327 and encodes 108 amino acids. Lineage: Eukaryota; Fungi; Basidiomycota; Dacrymycetes; Dacrymycetales; Dacrymycetaceae. The transcript is spliced from 2 exons. The record is from RefSeq and is a predicted model, not a curated record.